CGACGCCGGUCCGAGCCCAACAGGGCACCGCCGCGACUCAACAAGCGGCGCUUCCCGGGGCUGCGGCUCUUUGGGCACAGGAAAGCCGUCACCAAGUCGGGCCUUCCCCACCUGGCCCCACCGCCUCCUGCUUCUGGGGCCCCCUGCAUCGCCUCAGAGAGGCAGAUCCGGAGCACAGUGGACUGGAGUGAGUCAGCGACGUAUGGGGAGCACACCUGGUACGAGACCAACGUGUCGGGGGACUUCUGCUAUGUUGGGGAGCAGUACUGGGUAGCCAAGAUGCUGCAGCAGUCAGUGUCCCGGAGAAAGUGUGCGGCCUGCAAGAUUGUGGUGCACACCCACUGCAUCGAGCAACUGGAGAAGAUAAAUUUCCGCUGUAAGCCAUCCUUCCGUGAAUCAGGCUCCAGGAAUGACCGUGAGCAACCUUUUGUACGGCACCUCUGGGUACACAGGCGACGCCAGGACGGCAAAUGUCGGCACUGUGGGAAGGGCUUCCAGCAGAAGUUCACCUUCCACAGCAAGGAGAUCGUGGCCAUCAGCUGUUCCUGGUGCAAACAACCAUACCACAGCAAGGUGUCCUGCUUCAUGCUGCAGCAGAUCGAGGAGCCGUGCUCCCUGGGGGUCCACGCAACCGUGGUCAUCCUGCCCACCCGGAUCCUCCUUGCCCGGAGGCCCCAGAACACCCUCAAAGCAAGCAAGAAGAAAAAGAGAGCGUCCUUCAAGAGGAAAUCUAGCAAGAAAGGGCCCGAGGAGGGCCGCAGGAGACCCUUCAUCAUCAGGCCCACCCCAUCCCCCCUCACGAAGCCCCUGCUGGUGUUUGUGAACCCCAAGAGUGGGGGCAACCAGGGCGCCAAGAUCAUCCAGUCCUUCCUCUGGUAUCUCAAUCCCCGACAAGUCUUUGACCUGAGCCAGGGAGGGCCCAAGGAGGCACUGGAGAUGUACCGCAAAGUGCACAACAUGUGGAUCCUGACAUGCGGGGGCGACGGCACGGUCGGCUGGAUUCUCUCCACCCUGGAUCAGCUGCGCUUAAAACCACCACCCCCUGUUGCCAUCUUGCCCCUGAGUACUGGCUACGACCUGGCCCGCACCCUCAACUGGAGCGGGGGCUACACAGACGAGCCUGUGUCCAAGAUCCUCUCCCACGUGGAGGAGGGGAACGUGGUGCAGCUGGACCACUGGGACCUCCACGCCGAGCCCAACCCUGAUGCAGGGUCCGAGGAGCGAGACGAGGGUGCCACCGACCGGUUGCCCCUGGAUGUCUUCAACAACUACUUCAGCCUGGGCUUUGAUGCCCACGUGACCCAGGAGUUUCAUGAGUCUCAAGAGGCCAACCCAGAGAAAUUCAACAACCGCUUUCGGAAUAAGAUGUUCUAUGCCGGGACAGCCUUCUCCGACUUCCUGAUGGGCAGCUCCAAGGACUUGGCCAAGCACAUCUGAGUGGUGUGUGAUGGAACAGACCUGACCCCCAAGAUUCAGGACCUGAAACCCCAGUGCAUCGUUUUCCUGAACAUCCCCAGGUACUGCGCGGGCACCAUGUCCUGGGGCCACCCUGGGGAGCACCACGACUUUGAGCCCCAGCGGCACGACGACGGCUACCUCGAGGUCAUUGGCUUCACCAUGACGUCCUUGGCUGCGCUGCAGGUGGGCGGGCACGGUGAGCGGCUGACGCAGUGCCGUGAGGUGGUGCUUUCCACGUCCAAGGCCAUACCAGUGCAGGUGGACGGCGAGCCCUGCAAGCUCGCAGCCUCACACAGUCGCAUUGCUCUCAACCAGGCCACCAUGGUGCAGAAGGCCAAGCGGCGGAGCACUGCCCCCCUGCACAGCGACCAGCAGCCAGUGCCCGAGCAGCUGCGGGUCCAGGUGAGCAGAGUGAGCAUGCACGACUACGAGGCCCUGCAUUAUGACAAGGAGCAACUCGAGGCUUCUGUGCCACUGGGCACUGUGGUGGUCCCAGGAGACAGUGACUUAGAGCUCUGCCGUGCCCACAUCGAGAGGCUCCAGCAGGAGCCUGAUGGUGCUGAAGCUAAGUCCCCAGCGUGCCAGAGACUGUGCCCUAAGUUGAUUCUAGAUGCCACCACCGCCAGCCGCUUCUACAGGAUCGUGGCCCAGGAGCACCUCAACUAUGUGACUGAGAUCGCACAGGCCGAGAUUUACAUCCUAGACCCUGAGCUGCUGAGGGCAUUGACCCGGCCUGACCUCCCGACCCCUAUAUCCCCUCUCCCCACCUCACCCUGCUCACCCACACCCCAGUCUCUGCAAGGAGAUGCUGCACCCACCCAAAGUGACGAGCUGAUCAAGGCUCCCAAGAGGAAUGACUUCUGUAAACUCCAGAGGCUGCAUCGAGCAGGGGGCGUCCUCAUGCACCGCGAUGAGCAGAGCCGCACGCUCCUGCACCAAGCCGUCAGCACCGGCAGCAAGGAGGUGGUCCGCUACCUGCUGGACCACGCCCCCUCGGAGAUCCUCGAUGCCGUGGAAGAAAAUGGGGAGACCUGUCUGCACCAGGCGGCCGCCCUGGGCCAGCGCACAAUCUGCCACUACAUCGUGGAGGCCGGGGCCUCGCUCAUGAAGACAGACCAGCAGGGCGACACGCCCCGGCAGAAGGCCGAGAAGGCUCAGGACACCGAGCUGGCCACCUACUUGGAGAACCGGCUGCAUUACCAGAUGAUCCAGCGGGAGGAGACAGCUGUGUAG
This is a messenger RNA of Carlito syrichta (Philippine tarsier), 2691 nucleotides long. RefSeq names its product diacylglycerol kinase zeta-like. Gene Ontology annotation, cellular component: nucleus. Gene Ontology annotation, biological process: lipid phosphorylation; regulation of synaptic transmission, glutamatergic; intracellular signal transduction. The record is from RefSeq and is a predicted model, not a curated record. Gene Ontology annotation, molecular function: ATP-dependent diacylglycerol kinase activity; protein binding. Lineage: Eukaryota; Metazoa; Chordata; Mammalia; Primates; Tarsiidae.